Aspergillus alliaceus is the source of this 1149-nucleotide messenger RNA. RefSeq lists its product as uncharacterized. NCBI's taxonomy places the organism in Eukaryota, Fungi, Ascomycota, Eurotiomycetes, Eurotiales, Aspergillaceae. The record is from RefSeq and is a predicted model, not a curated record. Bases 1 to 1149 code for a protein of 382 amino acids. The transcript has 2 exons.
AUGCAGGAUACUCAACUUGUAUCCAACAUGAUGUACUUCUAUUCAAACUCCGCGCGUUCGUCCAACGGACGGCAAUCCUGGAUACUGCUGCUUCCCGACCUCAUCACUCAGUCGAGGCAGCAGACGCGAGUUGCGGUGUUAGCCACUUCGAUGCUCUUGCUAGCGAUCCAGUCGCGUGAAGAGCGCAUCUUUGUAGAAUCCCUCGGCUACUAUUGUCAGGCCCUCAUAUCCUUACGGAGACAGCUACCCUUGGUGACAGACCCGCAGAACCCAGACUUCCUGCCAUUGACCUGUGUAGCGAUCGUCCUCUCUUUUUUCGAGGCACUCUGCGGCACUUUGUUCAACGGUUACUAUCAACACGUUCAGGGCGCUGUGGUCCUACUCCAGAUUCAAGGCCCUCGAAAUUGCGCCUUGGUCCCAUACCACAGCCUCUUUUAUGCCGUCCGGAAUCAUGCCAUUUGCGCAUCUCUAAUGACAGGAAAAAUAUCGCCUCUCGCUGGUGAACCGUGGUUGACGAUUCCUUUCUCUCUGUCAAAAAAGUCCAGCUCGGACUUGGUGAAUGACAUACUUCUUGCUAUGCCAAGGUAUCUCUCGGCGCUCAAUGCAGACGAGACGGCUAGCGAGACAAGCAGGCUGUCCAGGGAAGAUAUUGUGCAGGAUCUGAUGAAUCAUUUGCAAAAUCUAGCCGGUAUAUGGAGCCAGAUAUCGCAGCACGAGCAUCCCAUUGCUGAAUCAACUCAGCCCACGAUACCUCAAUCAGUGGAAUUAACCCAGCGAUAUACUUAUGACAACCCAUACCAUGCUAAGGUUAUCGCUAACUACCGCACCGCCCACCUCCUUGCAUUCUCGCUGUUGUCGAUCAUUCUUCCAUGUCAUGACUGGGAUGUCGCACCUUUCCUUGACGAUUCGGCGUCAAUACUAUCCGCAGCGGGGUAUCUUGAAGAAUGUGAUAUUGGGUGCGCAUAUUUUCAAAUGGUCUUUCCGCUGCGACUCGUUGCUCAACAUAGCCCAUGCGCAACCAGGCGACGAGUAGCCAUCGAUAUGUUGAAGCGCUGGUGUGGGGAGAAGCCCGUCAGAGGCCUUGCGAAUAGUGCAUUGGAAGCUAUCUACCGGGGCCAGUGUGUAAUUCCUCAAAUGUUAAUCCUAUGA